AUGUCAAAGGCAAUCAAGUACUAUUAUGAUUUCCUGUCGCAGCCAUCACGCGCCCUUUGGAUUGGAAUGAAAAUGAGCAAGACCCCUUUUGAAGACUGCCCGGUUGCCCUGCGAAAACAGGAGCAGUUAACCGACGAGUACCGGAACAUCAAUAGGUUCCAAAAGGUUCCGGCCAUCGUGGAUGGUAAAUUCCAGUUGGGCGAGAGUGUCUCCAUAGUGCGUUACCUCUCGGACAAAGGUGUCUUCAGCGAGCAGCUGUAUCCCAAGUCCUUGGAGGAUCGUGCCCGUGUUGAUGAGUUCCUGGAGUGGCAGCACUUCAAUGUUCGCCUGGUCUGCUCCCUGUUCUUCCGUCAAGUUUGGCUUCUACCGGCAAAGGGACUGGCUCCAGCUCCAAAGCCUGAGGCUGUGAAAAAGCUUAUAAAAGACGUGGAGGGCAAUUUGGGUCUCCUGGAACGAGUCUGGCUGGAGAAGGACUUCUUAGUUGGUGAUAAACUUACAGUGGCGGAUAUCUUUGGAGCUUCGGAAAUCAAUCAAAUGAAGCUCUGCCAAUACAAUGUAAAUGAGAAGCAAUUCCCCAAGAUAGCCAAGUGGCUGGAACGCGUGCGAGAGGCCACCAAUCCCUACCACGACGAGGCCCAUAGUUUUCUGUACAAGGUCUCCAAGCAGGCAGCCAGUGCUAAAAUUUAAUUUUAUUUUGAAUGUUGAUCACUUGUUUUUUUGCAUUUAUAAUAUUAAAAUUGUAAGACAUUUCUGUAACCAGUUUGUGCCUUGUUUUGUGUUUACUGUGUUCAAUCUCUUAAUGUUAAAUUAAAGACUUUAUUCUGAUAAAAA
Molecule: messenger RNA, 831 nt
Organism: Drosophila suzukii
Lineage: Eukaryota; Metazoa; Arthropoda; Insecta; Diptera; Drosophilidae
Gene: GstT1
Product: Glutathione S transferase T1
Biological process (GO): glutathione metabolic process
Cellular component (GO): cytoplasm
Molecular function (GO): glutathione transferase activity
Source: RefSeq, a predicted model, not a curated record